GCUGCUUCUAUUCAUUUGUAUUUGAAGUGCAGCAAACUAGAAACAAAACCAGAGGCACAGUGAAUGUGAGCACAGAAACCUUCAGUUCAGGAGAAGCACCAUAAAGCAGACGCAGAGAAUAAUUUUGCCAUAAAGAAGUAAGGCAAGAUGCCGUUAAAGGUGGAGGCUGACUCGGGCUAUGGCAGCGUGGUUGGCCCAGGUCCCGGCCUGGCAGGCAGUAUGGGGGCUUCAGAAACACUCCCUCUUCUUGUCCCAGAGGAUGAGCCAGAGCUGACCUAUUUGAAGCCCAUGACCAGAGAAGAGCUGGAGGCAGCAGCUGGAGGACCAGGCUGGAAAAAGUUCCGCUCUCGCCUGGUUCUGCUCUUCUGGCUAGGCUGGCUGACCAUACUGGGCAUUGCUAUCACUGUGGUCAUACUGAGUCCACGGCCUGUAUCUGGUCAUCUGCACUGGUGGCAGAAGGAGCUUUUCUACCGCCUACAGCCAGCCUUGUUCCUUGAUGUAGAGGGCACAGGGUCAGGAGCAAUAAGCAGAGUGUCUGAGAAGCUGCCAUACCUGAAGUCUUUGGGAGUUGGGGUUAUGAUCUUGGAGGGAUUGUUCAGGUCUGAUGUCUCUCUCCUAAACCUGACUCAGAUUGACCAGAGACUCGGUACUUUACCCGAGUUCCACCAGUUCAUCACCGACAGUCACACAGCAGGUAUUAGGGUCAUCCUGGACCUCUGCAAAGUCAACAACGAUAAGACAGAGCUCUCAUCAAAUGCUUCUGAUUAUGUCCAGGAUUCAUUAAGGUACUGGCUUGAGCAAGGUGUGUCAGGAUUUGAAAUCUGCAAUGCAGACACAGCGUUCACUGAGAAGACACUGAAAAGGUGGAGGGAAGUGGUCAAAGAGUUUGGCACAGAUGAUAAUGAAAGGAUUAUGAUGGUGAGGGAAAUACGUGAUUCUGUACCAGGGCUCAAUAUUUCCGAGUCGGCUAUAAACAGCUCUCUGGUGGAGUUAGUAUCAAGGUCUCUGAUUCCUCCAUCCUCACAUCCAUUAUCUGCUCCUGAGGUAGCUGAAGCUAUGGAGUCCAAGUUGAAGACCCUGCAUGGAGAAUGGCCAAGCUGGAGAGUGGAUGGGCCUGUAGCCUGGAAGCUGCGGAAAGUCAUUAUGGUCCUGAUGAUGACCCUGCCUGGGACUCCCAUUUUCAGAUAUGGUGAUGAGAUUAGUCAAGCACCAAACCCGCAUCACCCAAAGUAUUCCACAGCUCUCUUCCACUCUCUGAGCCGCACUCGUUCUCAUGAAGAAGCUCUCCUCUUUGGCACCUUCAACUUUCUCACUUUCAAUACCACAUCACUCAUCUCUGGUAUCACAAACUCCACAGCCACGCCACCUUUGGCCUUCUUGCGCUCCUGGGGGUGCGUUCACUUCCUGGUGCUGUUUAACUUGGGUUCAGAGUCUCACGCUCUGGAUUCUAACUGGACCUUGAGUCUUCCUGUAAGCGGAAUGUUUGUAACUAGCACAGGUCUGGAUCGCUUUGGUCCGGUGACUCUUCAGUCCAUAACACUCCAGCCUCAUGAAGCCAUUGUCAUUAAGUUGUUUGAGACCGACCCUGAUUUCUGAGAGUCAGGGAAUGCUUUCAUGAAUAGCCUGAAAUAAAAAUGGAGUUGAUGGAGUUUGGAGUUUCUACAAAUAUUGUGACAAUAUUACAUUAACUCUGUAUAUUAGUGCCACUCUACUGCCACUACAGAUUCUUUUGCUAACCACCUGAGGUCACUCUAUUAUAUCUGCUAUAGUAUAUCAGACUUUUCAAAUGUUCAGAUGUGAGAUUUAUCGACAGAGUCUUAAACAAACAGGAUUUUGUGGUUUGUGACAUUACCUCUUAAGUGACGUGUUGCAUUUUCUUCAUACUUGCAGAUUAUUAAAGACCAUGAAGUAAAUUCAGAUUUCUCAGAAUUGACCUCAGACAAACGGUCAUGGCCAAUAAACAUUCCCUUAUGUCCUGAAUAGCUCAGUUUCGUGCUCAAUUACUCAGGAAAGAGCUGUUUUAAAUUAUUCUGUUGUGCUCAUAUCGAUCGCAAAUUAAAAGCCACAUGAAAAUUUCAUUAGAAUACCAAAAUUGUUACAAAAACAAAUCCAGCUCCCUGUGGACAUGCAUGAGCAUGGUAUUGGAGGCAGAAUAUAUUAAGAUGUCACUUAUACACUUGUAUAUAGACCUUUCUAAAAUAAACUAAUAUAAAGACAUAAUUUAGAAUUAUUUCAAAUGUACAGUGCAGUGAGUUAAUAUGGUUUGACUGUUCAAAAAUGGACAAAUGUCCUACUUCCUUGUUAAAUGAGAUGCAAAUAAAAACUUAGAUCUGUUGCUACUGUGGACUCACAUAUUAAAUAUACCAUAUGAAGGGCCAGGUUUUUAAAAAAAAAAAUCUCAAUCCUGCUCCUGAAGGAAUUCUGACCAAUCCCACCCACUCCUGCAGAACGUUUGACCAAAAUAAAAAUAUUAAUAAAAUAUUCUGAAAAUAAAAACAAAUUAGUCAUUUAAUCCACAGAGACCCUGACCAGGAUAAAGCACAGAGGAUUAAGAAAUGGAUUCAGAGUGAACACUCAAUACACUCAUGUUAAUGAACAUGGCCUUUAUACACACACACACACACACACACACAAACACACACACACAUACACUACAUUACCAAAAGUAUUCGGUCACCCAUCCAAAUGAUCAGAAUCAGGUGUCCUAAUCACUUGGCCUGGCCACAGGUGUAUAAAAUCAAGCACUUAGGCAUGCAGACUGUUUUUACAAACAUUUGUGAAAGAAUGGGCCGCUCUCAGGAGCUCAGUGAAUUCCAGCGUGGAACUGUCAUAGGAUGCCACCUGUGCAACAAAUCCAGUCGUGAAAUUUCCUCACUCCUAAAUAUUCCACAGUCAAGUGUCAGCUUUAUCAUAACAAAAUGGAAGAGUUUGGGAACAACAGCAACUCAGCCACGAAGUGGUAGGCCACUUAAACUGACGGAGAGGGGUCAGCGGAUGCUGAAGCGCAUAGUGCAAAGAGGUCGUCGACUUUCUUCACAGUCAAUUGCUACAGAGCUCCAAACUUCAUGUGACCUUCAGAUUAGCCCAAGUACAGUACGCAGAGAGCUUCAUGGAAUGGGUUUCCAUGGCCGAGCAGCUGCAUCCAAGCCACACAUCACCAAGUACAAUGCAAAGCGUCGGAUGCAGUGGUGUAAAGCACGCCGCCACUGGACUCUAGAGCAGUGGAGACGUGUUCUCUGGAGUGAUGAAUCACGCUUUUCCAUCUGGUGGACGAGUCUGGGUUUGAAGGUUGCCAGGAGAACGGUACAUUUCGGACUGCAUUGUGCCGAGUGUGAAAUUUGGUGGAGGAGGAAUUAUGGUGUGGGGUUGUUUUUCAGGAGUUGGGCUUGGCCCCUUAGUUCCAGUGAAAGGAACUUUGAAUGCUUCAGGAUACCAAAACAUUUUGGACAAUUCCAUGCUCCCAACCUUGUGGGAACAGUUUGGAGCGGGCCCCUUCCUCUUCCAACAUGACUGUGCACCAGUGCACAAAGCAAGGUCCAUAAAGACAUGGAUGACAGAGUCUGGUGUGGAUGAACUUGACUGGCCUGCACAGAGUCCUAACCUGAACCCGAUAGAACAUCUUUGGAAUGAAUUAGAGUGGAGACUGAGAGCCAGGCCUUCUCGACCAACAUCAGUGUGUGACCUCACCAAUGCGCUUUUGGAAGAAUGGUCAAAAAUUCCUAUAAACACACUCCUCAACCUUGUGGACAGCCUUCCCAGAAGAGUUGAAGCUGUAGUAGCUGCAAAAGGUGGACCGACAUCAUAUUGAACCCUAUGGGUUAGGAAUGGGAUGGCACUUAAGUUCAUAUGUGAGUCAAGGCAGGUGACCGAAUACUUUUGGUAAUAUAGUGUAUCAGCCAUAACAUUAAAACCACUGACAGGUGAGGUGAACAGUCAGUUCUCAAAGUUGAUGUGCUGGAAGCAGGAAAAAUGGGCAAGCGUAAGGAUCUGAGCAACUUUGACAAGGGCCAAAUUGUGUUGGCCAGACGACUGGGUCAGGGCAUCUCCAAAAUUACAACUCUUCCCUUUAUGCAGUGGUAAGUA
This is a messenger RNA of Pangasianodon hypophthalmus (striped catfish), 4083 nucleotides long. Its product is annotated as 4F2 cell-surface antigen heavy chain. NCBI's taxonomy places the organism in Eukaryota, Metazoa, Chordata, Actinopteri, Siluriformes, Pangasiidae. The record is from RefSeq and is a predicted model, not a curated record. The transcript has 9 exons. The coding region runs from base 148 to 1596 and encodes 482 amino acids. Gene Ontology annotation, biological process: amino acid transport; carbohydrate metabolic process.